AUGGACCGAAAGCUUAAAAACAAAUCAAACGGAACUAUAGAAAGUGACAAGGGAGAAACUACACGACUGGCUAAGGACCAAAGCCGACCGGUGAAGCUUGUCACGAUGGUCCUAACCUCUGUUCUGGUGGUUGUUACAGACCUUUGGGCUGGACUACUUUGCAGUGCCGUAUUCAGACGCCAUUUUCACCUCCUGUUGUCAGGUGUGGUUCUAUUUGGACCAGCCCUGAGUCUGUGGGUGUCCAAGUACAGCAUCUUUGCAAACAGGAACCACUACCUCUACAGGUGAGGUAUUUUUUGACAACACCCAACAGUAUUAUGGAGAGCCACUAUUCAUGUGGAUUAAAUGGGCAUGAGCAUGAUAGAGAAUGUUGAAGAGAGUAGAUCAAAGUUCCAUUCUUUCAAAGCUCUCUUGUUGUUGGUUUGUGAUAAUGAAUGUGUUGUUUUUGUUUUCCUAAUUUCACACAUAAUAUUCACCCAGUGACCAUAUCAUCUAGUUCUGUCCCGAGCAGGCGCGGACUGGGACAAGAAUUCGGCCCUGGCAUUUUAUCCACACCAGCCCACAUCACUGUGCUCGCCGCGGUAUAUUGGCCAUAUAUCACAAACCUCCGAGGUGCCUUAUUGCUAUUAUAAACUGGUUACCAACGUAAUUAGACCAGUAAAAAUACAUGUUUUGUCAUACCCGUGGUAUAUGGUCUGAUAUGCCACGGCUGUCAGCCAACCAGCUUUCAGGGCUUGAACCACCCAGUUUAUAAUGCAAAUGAGUGCCCGUCAUAUGCGUUUCCCUGAAUCAACACCUACCCUAAGUGUUAACGACUAUUACAGGGCUCCAGACUAACUUUUACAGUCAGUGGCACCAGCCCAUGACUUGGUCUAACCCAAUUAAUCAUAAAGUCAUUCAUUAAGAAGUGUAAUAAUUAGAGUACUGAGGUAUUCAAGAAGAAAGUUGUUUCAUCGAACACGUCCAAGCAGGAAUGCAUGAUUCAAGAUAUUUUGAUGCGCAGUCAACAACCGAAUACAGUGAUUAUCAUGAAUUUUGGGUUGGCAAUUAGACUAUAGAUUUUUUUUGUUGUUGUUCAAUAGUGAUGAAUUACAUACAUCUUUAUGUGCACUAACUAAUAUCAUAGGCAAAUUCAUUUGGGGUUCAACACCUGAGGAAGUGGAAACUCAAAGCACAUUAACUAGACCGCUAACUCUAAAUAUAACACCCACUGCAGGUAGCCAUGCAUUCAUCCAACAGUAAAUAUAAUGUCCUAAAAAACGUUGCAGUUGUAGGCUACUGCCCAUGAGACCUAUAGGCAGGCCUAUGCCCUCACAAUGGCCGGUGCACAUUUCGCAUGCGUGCCACUCCAUAUCUCAAAGCCAUAUCAAAUAUCUUGGUUGUAAAAUAGUUGCUAUUGAGAUCAAUAUUGAGAGUUGAGAAAUAAAAAGUAUACCUACAGAAUGCUGAGACCCUCCUCUCUUCGAUAGGGACAAGGGGACAAAGCUUCCAAAGCUGUGUUUUUCCCACAAUUGCAUUUUGAAAUGUUAAACGAUCAGAACACAUUUUUCUGUUGAGCUCAUGGGGGGAGAGGAGAGUGACUUGCUCUUCACAGCAGCUGGCACCAGCAAGGGCACAAGGCACACACUUUCAUUACAGGAAUCAUCAGGAUAUUGCACUUUACGGUUUGACCAAAUCAUGGUUUUAGAUGUUGCAGGUCUCUUUGCUGAUGCCGCCUUUGAAUGUUAGUUCAGAAAACCGGGCCAGCCCAUCUUGGUAGGGGGGCUGGCCGUUUCCCACUGAGCAGCCAAAGGCUCAUUAUAGAGGAGUAUAACAGAGAAAUUGCGCAAAAAAAAUACAAUAAAAUAAAAAAAACUGGCCCAUGGGCCACAUAACCUUCUUCAUAUAUAAAUAUUUUUGUGUGUGUCAAUUUCGACCAGGCCACCCAACUAAAAAAUGGUCCAGCCCAUCUGGCAUUUGCCAGAAGGCCAAUCCGCCCCUGGUCCAGAGUUAUUUAGCCAUCUUACAUUUAUACUGGAUACCUCUGCUUUGGAUUCUCUCUCAGGAUGUUCCUGCGAUCAGGCUGGGGCUGGACCUGUGUUUUCACUGGCUCCUUCAUCUUCCUCCUCUCCUUCUCCAUCCGUCGAUCCCUCGCUCUCUCCCUUCGCCACCUCUCACGGAUAGCCGCCGUGGGAGCACUGUGGUGGGGCUCUCGCAGUCUCCUGACUCUGCUGGAGAACAUGGCAGGCAGCUGCUACGAGCCCAUGCCUGCUACCCUGGAUGGGGGCCUGAACCUUGGCCAGGGAGCCGGUGUCCCAGGGAAGUCCUUACUCCUGCUCCAUGAGGGCGAGAGCAAGGCCUCCUGCCUGAAAGCGGGCAUGCUGUGGCGGGGAUGGGAGGUCUCGGAGGACGCUCUCCUCCUCUGCCUCUGCUGCCUGCUCCUGGCCGAGGAGACUGCAGUGUUGGGGCCCUACCUAGCCCUGGGAGGGCCCUCGGGGCCCCCGCUUCGCCUGCUCUUCCUGCUCUGCGUCUCCCUACUGGGUCUGUGGCUGUUUCUGCUGCUCUGUCUGCUGGCUUACUUCCCGCAGUUCCCCUCCCAGCUGCUAGGGGGAGCUCUAGGCUGUCUGGGCUGGAGGGGGAUGUAUCAGGGCUGGUAUCGCAUGCAGCCCAGCUGGUGCUGUCCUGGGUGGCCUGGAGAGGGACUUCUCACCACAGCUCAGAGAGAGCCAUACAGCGAGAGGGGUGUUCAUGAUGUGUGGCCAAAGGAUUAA
Messenger RNA from Coregonus sp. 'balchen', 2750 nucleotides. NCBI's taxonomy places the organism in Eukaryota, Metazoa, Chordata, Actinopteri, Salmoniformes, Salmonidae. The record is from the annotation of a GenBank genome assembly.